Fundulus heteroclitus (mummichog) is the source of this 885-nucleotide messenger RNA. It is a transcript of the gene mipa, whose product is annotated as major intrinsic protein of lens fiber a. The record is from RefSeq and is marked provisional. Gene Ontology annotation, cellular component: plasma membrane. Gene Ontology annotation, molecular function: water channel activity. NCBI's taxonomy places the organism in Eukaryota, Metazoa, Chordata, Actinopteri, Cyprinodontiformes, Fundulidae. Gene Ontology annotation, biological process: transmembrane transport.
CCCUUUGGUUGAUUAGUUGGUACUCGCCUGUGUAGAAGCUGCUUUUUGACUCUGUCCAAUCAUGUGGGAGUUCAGGUCCAUGUCUUUUUGGCGGGCGGUCUUCGCCGAGUUCUAUGGCACCAUGUUCUUUGUAUUCUUUGGGCUGGGUGCGGCCCUCCGCUGGACCACAGGGCCCCAUAACGUUCUUCAUGUUGCCUUUUGCUUUGGGCUGGCUGCUGCCACCUUCAUCCAGUCCAUCGGCCACAUCAGCGGAGGACACAUCAACCCUGCUGUCACCUUCGCCUACCUGAUCGGAUCCCAGAUGUCCCUGUUCCGGGCAUUCUUCUACAUCGUGGCCCAGUGUCUUGGAGCGCUGGCUGGUGCCGCUGUGCUGUAUGGAGUCACGCCUAACAACAUGAGGGGGAACCUGGCCCUGAAUACGCUGCAGCCAGGCAUCAGCCUUGGCAUGGCCACCACCAUCGAGAUCUUCCUCACCCUCCAGCUUGUCGUCUGCGUCUUUGCUGUGACGGAUGAGAGGCGCAACGGACGCCUGGGCUCGGCUGCCCUGGCUAUCGGCUUUUCUGUGCUCAUGGGACAUCUUCUCGGGAUGUACUACACAGGAGCAGGAAUGAAUCCAGCAAGGUCCUUUGCCCCUGCUGUCCUUGUCAGGAACUUUGUUAACCACUGGGUGUACUGGGUGGGACCCAUGAUCGGCGGGGCCAUAGGUGCUCUGCUUUAUGACUUCCUGCUGUUCCCCCGCAUGCGUGGUCUCUCUGAGAGGCUUGCUACACUGAAGGGCACCCGGACCCCGGAGGCUGAGGCCCAGCAGGAGACCAGGGGAGAGUCCAUUGAGCUGAAGACGCAGGCCCUAUAAAUCUGGAGAAUUUGCUUUCUGACCUCCAACCC